Molecule: messenger RNA, 1986 nt
Organism: Talaromyces marneffei
Lineage: Eukaryota; Fungi; Ascomycota; Eurotiomycetes; Eurotiales; Trichocomaceae
Exons: 3
Coding region: 1-1986 (661 amino acids)
Biological process (GO): chromatin remodeling
Source: RefSeq, a predicted model, not a curated record
AUGCAGGACCCGGCGGGUGGACUUCCCGCCCAGUUGGUGCCGCAUAUGCACUUGGUAUCGAGAAAUAGAUACCCAGCGAUGACCGCCUUGCCGACCGAAACCGUCCUUGACUACCUGUUGGCCGCCCCCAAGGUCGUCCGCGAAAUGUAUCCCAUGUCGUGGACGUUUCUAGAUGGUCCUCAGGAUGGCACUACAUUACUUACAUGGCAGCCUCUUGGUCAUCUGGGAACUACCUUUGCGAGCGAUGGAUACGUCUGGGCUGAUGCAGAACAAGCCUUCACUUUUGAGACACGAGGCUACACAAUAGAGAUGUGGGUUCAACGAAGCGGUUACCACCCUCCGCAGGAAAGCAUCGCAAGCCACUCGCGCCGCCGUUAUCGCCUCAUCCCAUCAAAAGUUCCCCCGAAUGCGCCUCAGCCCGAUCCUUCGCUCUGGAUCAUCCAUUACGCGCGCGCCGCUCAGAACGAUAUCAUCCCAGCUCAACGCAUUCCGGUUACACCUCAAGUACAGACAACGCUCGCUCAACGACGAUUCCUACAGACUCAAGGUCAGCUAGUUCGUAAGGAGUUCAUGUUGCACGAUCGCAACAACUGGCCUACAAUCACUUUCCCGGCUCAGAUGGGCGCACAAGGAUUCGCGCAGCCACAAGCAUAUUAUGCAAACGCAGGUCCUGCCCGCCAACCCCCACCGGGUGCAUACUAUCCUCCUCAGCAACCUGGUGUGCCCGCCGGACCGGCACCGGUAAAAGCGCCUCGUGGUCACCGUACGUCUGCAGGCGCAGCCGCAGUAGCCGCAGCGGACUUCUCAUUAGAAGAUGAAGAUGUUUCCACAGGCGAUUUACUCGACAUGCUCACGCCUCGUGAAAUCAGUAAGAUGCGUUACCAGCAACAUCAUGAAUGGAUGGAGGAAAUUUUCGCGUCACCUUAUACCAUCAGACAAAUUAUACCCGUCGAUCUUGGUAUUGGGCGUAAAGGAGAGCUUGAAUCGCUGACUGCGGGCUUUUUUGAGGCCCCUGUUUCAUCAACUCACCCCAAAGAUGACAAGGAAAGCUCCGUAGCUCUGCAAGGCGGCAAAUUGGAGCCGGAGAAAGCAGAAGAGUUUGCCGACCGAGUCGCCAAAAAGGUCUCUGAUAUGACCGCAGAAAUUGAGAAAUUGAAGAGGCGCCAUGCACGGAGAAUGGCAAAGAUCGGUCGGAUGUCAGUACUAAGGGACGCUGAACUACGUCUGCGUGAGGCAGGAGCCAAUCCUUCCGAGACUGGACCAGAGAUCUGGAGAUUGGAAGGUCGUAUCGAUACUUCUAAUGAAGAAGAGGCGCCUAUUGAGGAGACUGUCGAGGAUAUUUCACUUCGUAUGCCACGAUACCGAGUUGACGACGUCGUCAAAGAUCUAGAAAAGGCCUAUGAUCGAGCUGUGCUUCCAGCUACGAGCAUUACUUGUGUUGAAAAGGGUGGAUUACUGGAGCGCAUUGAGCCUACGCCACAACCUGAAGAGAACGCUGGUGCGGAUACAGACAUGUUGAUGGAAAAUAGCAUUCUAGAUCAAUUCGUUGCAUCGUCUACUUCCACACCCGGACAAGCAACUCAGCAAGCACCGGUUUCUGCAGGAGUCCCCGCACAACCUGCUACCCAUGCACCAGGAGAUGGCGACGUUGAGAUGGGAGGCGCAACAAAUGCACCUGUACAGUCGGGUACUGCCGCGGGUGAGACUGGGGAAUGGGUGGUCGUCGAGAACGAGAAUACUGCUGUUCUUACCGACAAGCCUACCACAAAUAAUGUGCCCGUCGGUGGAGAAACGGUGGAAACGAGCAAUUUCGACGAUGCCGCCAACUUUACCAACAUGGACUCAGCAGGCGAUGCGCUGGCCGCGUAUGAUGAUCAGCAUGAUGGCUUGGACCUUCCGGAUCUCGAGAAUUCAGCGUUCGGAGAUGCUUUCCACGCAUCAGAUCAUGAAAUGGGACACCAUCCUGAAGACGAUGAGAUGUCAUAG